Messenger RNA from Ictalurus furcatus (blue catfish), 3819 nucleotides. RefSeq names its product WW domain containing oxidoreductase (gene wwox). The record is from RefSeq and is a predicted model, not a curated record. Bases 378 to 1466 code for a protein of 362 amino acids. Gene Ontology annotation, molecular function: protein binding. Lineage: Eukaryota; Metazoa; Chordata; Actinopteri; Siluriformes; Ictaluridae. The transcript has 9 exons.
AACGAAUCAAAAGGAGAGAUUAAUUUACUGUAAACAAGUUUCAUGUGUAUUCGUGUUCCUGGAUUAGCUCCUGGAUUCACCACCAGGCUGACCAGGAUAAAACUGCUAGUGAAAUGAAUUAAUUCAUAUUUUAUAUGUUUAUUUAGUACUGGAACUUGCAUCUAUAACUGUCUUGUGCAUAAAAUAUAUGUAAACAGGCGUUGAGGCCGAGACUUUUGUAUUGUAUUGUAUCGCAAAGAGUACCGCGUUGCCUUCAUAUCCCAGAAUCCUUUGCGCCUAGCGUCACCAUGUGAUUGCGGAAGUACAACAGCAGGAUUAGAGGCAGCUUUUCUUACUCGAGUUCUCAGCACAGUCCUAAACAAACCGCACUAGCUUUAAUGGCUGCUCUAAAAUACGCAGGAAUGGAUGAUACUGACAGCGAGGAUGAACUUCCUCCUGGCUGGGAAGAGAGGUCCACAAAGGACGGCUGGCUUUAUUAUGCCAAUCAUGAGGAGAUGAAGACACAGUGGGAGCAUCCUAAAACUGGAAAGAAGAAACGCUGUGCAGGAGAUCUGCCUUACGGGUGGGAGCAAGAGACGGAUGCCAAGGGUCAGAUAUUUUAUGUUGAUCACAUCAAUAAGAGGAAGACGUACUUUGACCCUCGGCAGGCCUUCACCGUAGAGGAUGUGCAGGUGAAGCCUAAGCGCUAUGAUGGCAACACUCCUGCGCUGGAGAUCCUGCAGGGUCAUGAUCUAUCGAACAAGGUCAUAAUCAUCACGGGGGGCAAUUCUGGUAUCGGUUUUGAAACAGCGAGGUCGUUUGCCCUUCAUGGUGCCCAUGUGAUCUUAGCCUGCCGGAACAAAGCUCGCAGCAGUAAAGCAGUUAACCGGAUCCUAGAGGAGUGGCACAAAGCUCAUGUUGAAGCCAUGACCCUGGACUUGGCCUCAUUGAGAAGUGUCCGAGAGUUUGCAGAGGCAUUCAAAGCAAAGAAACUGCCCCUGCACAUCCUGGUGUGUAAUGCGGCGGUGUGUACGCAGCCAUGGCGUCUGACGGAGGACGGGUUGGAGUCUACCUUCCAGAUCUGCCAUCUGGGCCACUUCUACCUGGUGCAGCUGCUGCAGAACGUGCUGGGGCGUUCGGCUCCUGCCCGUGUGGUAGUGCUGUCCUCCGAAUCUCACAGGUUCACAGAUCUGCUGGACUCUUGUGGAAAGAUGGAUCUGACUCUGCUCUCGCCACCCCAGAAGGAGUACUGGUCCAUGCUGGCCUACAACAGGGCCAAGCUCUGCAACAUCCUUUUCUCCAAUGAGCUGAACCGUCGCCUCUCUCCUCAUGGGGUCACUUCCAACGCUGUGCACCCUGGGAACAUGAUGUAUACUUCCAUCCACCGCAGCUGGUGGCUCAUGACCUUCCUUUUCAAUCUGGCACGCCCCUUCACCAAGUCCAUGGUAAGAUGUUCUUCCACUUUGUAUAUGUUAACAAAUCAGUAAAAGUGACCCAAUCACGCAAUUUUUUUUUUGACAAGAACUCAACCACCAUCCAAAUGUUUCAGUCAAGUUAGUGAUGUUCGUUGGGAAAAAAAUGUAUUCCUCUACAUAAUAACACAUUCAACAACUAUUAGCCACGCUGAGAAGAAAACUAACUGAAAAAAUAAACCGGGAAUUUUGAAGUUUCUUUUAAGUAGCUGCUUGAUAGCAAUAGCUGCCUGUUAAGCAUUUUGUGUCUGUUCGACAUAAUCGACAAAUAUUCACAUAAUAAUAGGAAUAUGUGACAGGUUUGACUUGAGGCUGAUCCCUGUGAGGAAAAACUUUUUAAUAAGAAUAUUUUCUCUGAAAAAAAAAACAAACAUGCUAAAGAAUCUUUAAAGGAAAUGCAAACUAAUUGUGAACUAAUAAUAUGCUUUAAAAAAAAAAAAAAAUCUGCUUUUUUUUAAUCUGCUUUUUUAAAAUUGCCUUUUAUUGACAAGACCUACAGAUUUAUUUAAAACAACAAAAAAUAAAUGAGUCGAAAGAUUUCUUUUUGUUUUGUAAGGUCAAUGUAAUGGUGUGAGAUACGUGUAGACAACAUUAAUUAGCUGCAUUAGUAAUUUCAGCAGUGGAGGGUCCUCACAAGGAUAGUAAGUCAAGUUUAAGUGUGCAUGGAGAGAGAGAGAGAGAGAAAGAGCGAGUGAUCGAGAAAGAGAGAGUGAUAGAGAGAGAGACAGUGAUGGAGAGAGAGAGACAGUGAUAGAGAGACAGUAAUAGAGAGAGACAGUGGUAGAGAGAGAGACAGUGAUAGAGAGAGAGACAGUGAGAGAGGGAGAAACAGUGAUAUAGAGAGAGACAGUGAGAGAGAGACAGUGAUAGAGAGAGAGAGUGAUAGAGAGAGACAGUGGUAGAGAGAGAGACAGUGAUAGAGAGAGAGACAAUGAUAGAGAGAGAGAGCGGGAGAGAGAGAGACAGUGGUAGAGAGAGAGACAGUGAUAGAGAGAGAUACAGUGGUAGAGAGAGAGAGACAGUGAUAGAGAGAGAGACAGUGGUAGAGAGAGAAAGACAGUGAUAGAGAGAGAGAGACAGUGAUAGAGUGAGAGAGCGAGAGAGAGACAGUGAUGGAGAGAGAGAGAAAGUGAUAGAGAGAGAGACAGUGAGAGAGAGAGACAGUGAGAGAGAGAGAGAGAGAGACAGUGAUAGAGAGAGAGCGGGAGAGAGAGAGACAGUGAUAGAGAGAGAGAGCGGGAGAGAGAGACAGUGAUAGAGAGAGAGAGACAGUGAUAGAGAGUGGGAGAGAGAGACAGUGAUAGAGAGAGAGCGGGAGAGAGAGAGACAGUGAUAGAGAGAGAGAGCGGGAGAGAGAGACAGUGAUAGAGAGAGAGAGACAGUGAUAGAGAGAGAGAGACAGUGAUAGAGAGAGAGAGUGGGAGAGAGAGACAGUGAUAGAGAGAGAGAGACAGUGAUAGAGAGAGAGAGCGUGAGAGAGAGAGACAGUGAGAGAGAGAGAGAGAGAGACAGUGAUAGAGAGAGAGCGGGAGAGAGAGAGACAGUGAUAGAGAGAGAGAGCGGGAGAGAGAGACAGUGAUAGAGAGAGAGAGACAGUGAUAGAGAGUGGGAGAGAGAGACAGUGAUAGAGAGAGAGCGGGAGAGAGAGAGACAGUGAUAGAGAGAGAGAGCGGGAGAGAGAGACAGUGAUAGAGAGAGAGAGACAGUGAUAGAGAGAGAGAGACAGUGAUAGAGAGAGAGAGUGGGAGAGAGAGACAGUGAUAGAGAGAGAGAGACAGUGAUAGAGAGAGAGAGCGUGAGAGAGAGAGAGACAGCGAUAGAGAGAGAGGGAGAGACAAUGAUAGAGAGAGAGAGGGAGAGACAGUGAUAGAGAGAGAGAGAGAAUGAAUGAAUGUGCAUGCAGUUGUCUUCCUUUUCCAACACAUGUAUGCUAGUAAAUGAAGUCAUCUAACUUGAAACACCGGGCACUGGCACCGUUAAUGAGCACAACAGUGGACCAUGCUGGACAGGCCUGGGUACAUACCCACACACACACACACACACACACACACACACACACACACACACACACACAGAAACCCCUCCUCUCAGCUACAUAUGCUCACACACCUGGUCCACAUCGUUACCUGUUUACAAAUGACCAGCAAUUUUCUGCUUGGUUCAGCAGCAACUGUUCCUCCUCCCUGGUGCUAUCAUUAGGGUGUGAGAGCUCAUGUUUGGUUAUUAUGCUUGUCUCUAGUGUUUUGUCUCUCUUGUUUUGUACACAUAAUCAUGGCCUUCCUCUCCCUCUCUGGCACCUUUUCUGCUAAAUUAUGCACUCUGGGCCAGAUUGCUCCAACCCAGCAUUUGCAUGCUCUAUUUGGAUUUG